AUGUUUGUUGGCAGAGAGGAGGCCCAGAACAAGCUGCAGGCUCUGAAGGAGCGUGGGCGGCUGGACGUGCUGCUUCACGGCCAGGAGAUGCGCGAGCUGCACCGCCGCCUCGACUACGACACCAAACUGCAGGACUUCCUCGCAGUCAAGGCGCAGCGCCGCGUCAUGGCCGACCUCGAGGCUAGGGAGGCGCAAAAGAAACAAAUGCAACGAGAGGCGACAGAGAAGAUGAUUGAGUCAUACCACAGUAUCCUACAGAAGAUCAAGGAGUUUUCCGGUGAGGACGACGUGGACAGGCUAGCUGCACAGUUUCUCAAACAGGAGGAGGAAAACUUCGCUUUGUUUAAUUACGUCAAUGAGCUGAAUAACGAGUUAGAGGCGCUGCAGGACCAAGUGGAUGUUCUGAAGACGCGCAUAGAUGAGCAGAGAGCGCUGAACCGGCAGCGGGCACAACAGCAGCAAGACUGCCUGGCAGAUCUGCGGUCACAGCUGGAGGAGAGGACGAAGGAGGCGCAGGACACGGAGGACGUCCUGAAGGAUCGCAAUGAUGUCCUCAGCAAGGUGCUCGAGGGCAUAGAGCGCAUAUUCUCCCUGGCACACUGUGCGCAGUCACCCGUCUUGCAGCUACUGGGUGAAGAGACACGAGUGACGACGCACAAUGUUAUGCUCUAUCUUGGCAUAAUAGAAAGGUGUUGCAACGAUCUGGCUAACAGCUUAAAUAAUGAUCAGGAUGCAAACACAGUGUCAUGA
Molecule: messenger RNA, 750 nt
Organism: Schistocerca cancellata (South American locust)
Lineage: Eukaryota; Metazoa; Arthropoda; Insecta; Orthoptera; Acrididae
Gene: Ccdc114
Product: coiled-coil domain-containing protein 63
Exons: 4
Coding region: 1-750 (249 amino acids)
Source: RefSeq, a predicted model, not a curated record